AUGGAAAGAUCAGUAGAAGCAUCUACGCCAGCGAAAAAUACCGCCUAUGCACUGUACCUGCAUUGCUCGGAGCUGCGACGUCGGAGGACACAUUAUGUGCGCAUCUCAAAGACCAAGCUUCAGCUGACCGACAAGCUUAUAGCCCAGAUAAAGCAAAGCAUGGCCACAUGUAGCUAUGAGGACCUGCAGGCGCUCAAUCGCGAAACGCAGUUCAGGAGGGAUUUGAAGCGUCAGCUGCGGCAUCGCCACAAGCAGUUGCAACUUCUCGAAAAGCGGAGCCCAACAGCUUGA
This is a messenger RNA of Scaptodrosophila lebanonensis, 291 nucleotides long. RefSeq lists its product as uncharacterized. The transcript has a single exon. Lineage: Eukaryota; Metazoa; Arthropoda; Insecta; Diptera; Drosophilidae. Bases 1 to 291 code for a protein of 96 amino acids. The record is from RefSeq and is a predicted model, not a curated record.